AUGUGUGGAUGUCAGGCUUCUGUGACCAAUCCUGUUGUGCACACUCUCUUACCUAUCAACUACUAUAAGUUCCACGUACCCUUUGGUCACAAGCCACCUAGCACUGACUCUCCAAUUGAAGAACAACCUUACCCCUUCUCUCCACAACUCCAAACACAACUCUUCCAUGGCUGCCUCCGUCUCCACUGUCGGAGCUGUCAACAGAACUCUUGUAUGAUGCCUUUUCUACUCUGUUACACUUUGAACCUGAAUGGAUCUGGAGCUGGAGCUUCAGCUUCCAGUUCACCUUUCUUUGGCACAAGCUUGAAGAAGGUUAUUGCCUCAAGGGUCCCUAACAGCAGGGUGUCCUCUGGAAGCUUCAAAAUUGUUGCUGCAGAGAAGGAUACUGAGGAGACCCAGCAGACCAACCAGGACAGAUGGAAGGGUCUGGCCUACGAUAUUUCUGAUGAUCAACAAGACAUCACAAGGGGGAAGGGUAUGGUUGAUCCACUUUUCCAAGCUCCAAUGGACGCUGGAACUCACUAUGCAGUCAUGAGCUCCUACGAGUACCUUAGCACUGGACUUCGCCAGUACAACUUGGACAACAACGUGGAUGGUUUUUACAUUGCUCCAGCUUUUAUGGACAAGCUUGUCGUUCACAUCACCAAGAACUACAUGACCCUGCCCAACAUCAAGGUUCCUCUCAUUCUUGGUAUAUGGGGAGGCAAGGGACAAGGAAAAUCUUUCCAAUGUGAGCUUGUCUUUGCCAAGAUGGGAAUCAACCCAAUCAUGAUGAGUGCUGGAGAGUUGGAAAGUGGAAAUGCAGGAGAGCCAGCAAAAUUGAUCAGGCAGAGAUACCGUGAAGCUGCAGACUUAAUCAGUAAGGGAAAGAUGUGUGCUCUGUUCAUCAAUGAUCUUGAUGCAGGAGCAGGUCGUCUUGGUGGAACCACCCAAUACACUGUGAACAACCAGAUGGUGAAUGCCACUCUCAUGAACAUUGCUGACAACCCCACAAAUGUGCAGCUUCCUGGUAUGUACAACAAGGAAGAGAACGCCCGUGUGCCCAUCAUUGUCACCGGUAACGAUUUCUCAACAUUGUAUGCUCCUCUCAUCCGUGAUGGACGUAUGGAGAAGUUCUACUGGGCACCAACAAGGGAUGACCGCGUUGGUGUUUGCACGGGAAUUUUCCGCACUGAUGGUGUUCCUGAACAGGACAUUGUCAAGCUUGUUGACACUUUCCCUGGCCAAUCCAUUGAUUUCUUUGGUGCACUGAGGGCCAGAGUGUAUGAUGAUGAAGUGAGGAAGUGGAUUUCUGGUGUUGGUGUUGAUGCUGUUGGGAAGAGGCUUGUGAACUCAAAAGAAGGACCUCCUACCUUUGAGCAGCCCAAGAUGAAUCUGGACAAGCUCUUGCAGUAUGGUAACAUGCUUGUCCAAGAACAAGAGAACGUGAAGAGAGUCCAAUUGGCUGACAAGUACUUGAAUGAGGCCGCUCUCGGAAAUGCUAACGAAGAUGCCAUUAAGAGUGGAAGUUUCUUCAAAUAG
Messenger RNA from Sphenostylis stenocarpa, 1521 nucleotides. The record is from the annotation of a GenBank genome assembly. Lineage: Eukaryota; Viridiplantae; Streptophyta; Magnoliopsida; Fabales; Fabaceae.